Molecule: messenger RNA, 2389 nt
Organism: Momordica charantia (bitter melon)
Lineage: Eukaryota; Viridiplantae; Streptophyta; Magnoliopsida; Cucurbitales; Cucurbitaceae
Product: Glucose-methanol-choline (GMC) oxidoreductase family protein
Molecular function (GO): flavin adenine dinucleotide binding; oxidoreductase activity, acting on CH-OH group of donors
Source: RefSeq, a predicted model, not a curated record
GCCAAAUUUUUUCCAAAAUCAUAUUCAUCCAAUCCAUUAUUGCGUUGACACACUGAACCUUAGCUUUCUGUCUCCCUCUUUUCCAGUGUGUAUGGCUUUGAAUUUGAGAGAAGAUCUGGCAGAGAUUGAAUAGUCCCAAGUUUUGUUGUUCCUUUUUGGGUGAUGCAGCAAAGCAAAAUCUUAGUAGUAGGCGAAGCAGUCGCUAUUUUGUGUUUCUUCAGAUUCCACAGUGUCUGCAUUUUCUUGUUGUGUCUUUGAUUUCUCCGAAGAUAGUGGAAGGAAAUCUUUGUACUUUCUUCAACUUGUCGCCGUCGCCAUCGCCAUCGCCCCCUGAAAAGGCUACUGUAUACUAUAUAAACAUAUCAAAUUUGCUUACCUUUUGGGUACGAAUUAAGCAAAAAUCAUCAUUUCUUACGUUUUUAGUUGUGUGUUGUUUCAAAGAAUAAUGGGUUUUGGAUGGUGGAGUUUUCUUGCUCCUGCUCUUGCUGCAUUUCUCUUCUUCCAUGGCCUUUGUUCCUCUGAAAAAGCUCCAAAUUUCAGUUUCUUGCUAAAUGCAACGUCGGCUCCGGCGGUAUCAUACUACGACUACAUCAUCGUCGGCGGAGGGACGGCGGGGUGCCCGUUGGCUGCGACGCUGUCGGAAAACUACACCGUUUUACUGAUCGAACGCGGCGGCUCCCCUUACGGAAACCCCAACAUCACCAACUUAUCGGCAUUCGGCGCCGCACUCUCCGAUCUCUCCCCCUCUUCACCUUCCCAGCGUUUCAUCUCCGAGGACGGUGUCAUCAACUCCCGCGCCCGCGUCCUCGGCGGCGGGAGUUGUCUCAAUGCCGGAUUUUACACACGCACCUCCCCGGAUUACGUCAGAGAGGCGGGAUGGGAGGAGAAGUUGGUGGAGGAGUCAUACGAGUGGGUGGAGCGAGUGGUGGCGUUCGAGCCGCCGAUGGGGCAGUGGCAGUCGGCGGUGAGGGCUGGUUUAGUGGAAGCCGGGGUGGUGCCGGAUAAUGGGUUCACCUACGAUCACUUAUACGGGACCAAGGUGGGUGGAACCAUUUUCGAUCCUGAAGGCCACAGACACACGGCUGCUGAUCUAUUGGCCUACGCCAAUCCUCAUAAUCUAACCCUCCUACUCUACGCCACCGCCCAUAGGAUCCUUUUCACUACCCGAGGAGAAGGGAGGCCCAGGGCCCACGGAGUAGUGUUCGAAGACUCGAACGGGAGAAAACACAGCGCCUACCUCAAGAAUGGGCCGAAGAACGAAAUAAUAGUGUCAGCGGGCUGUCUUGGAAGCCCACAACUUCUGAUGCUAAGUGGGCUGGGCCCAGCAGAGCACCUGAAGGCCCAUAACAUAACAGUGGUGUUGGACAAGCCCACGGUGGGGCAGAGGGUGUCGGAUAACCCCAUGAACGCCGUUUACAUCCCGUCCCCGGUCCCGGUGGAGGUGUCCCUGAUUCAGGUGGUCGGAAUCACCCAUCUCGGAACCUACAUCGAAGCCGCCAGCGGCGAGAACUUCGCCGGCAGCCCCUCCACCAGAGAUUUCGGCAUGUUCUCCCCCAAGAUUGGGCAGCUGUCGACGAUGCCGCCGAAGCAGAGAACGGCGGAAGCCAUCGCGAGAGCGGUGGAGCAAAUGAACAGCCUAGACGAAGCCGCGUUCAGAGGAGGCUUCAUUCUGGAAAAAAUAGCGGGUCCAGUGUCGUCGGGUCAUCUGGAGCUCCGAACCCGGGACCCGAACGACAACCCGUCCGUCACUUUCAACUACUUCAAAGAAGCCGCGGAUCUGGAGCGGUGCGUGGCGGGCAUGACCCUGAUCCAGCGGGUAAUCGAGUCGAGGGCGUUCGCGAAGUUCCGAUACGGCAACGUUUCGGUGGCGGCGCUUCUGAACAUGACGGCGAGCGCGCCGGUCAACCUGGUGCCGAAGCAGGGGAACGCGACGAGGUCGCCGGAGGAGUACUGCAGGGAGACGGUGAUGACGAUCUGGCAUUACCACGGCGGUUGCCAAGUCGGGUCGGUGGUGGAUUCGGAUUACAGGGUUUUUGGAGUGGAUUCGUUGAGGGUUGUUGAUGGAUCCACUUUUCAUGAUUCUCCCGGAACUAACCCUCAGGCCACCGUUAUGAUGCUCGGCAGGUACAUGGGAGUUAGAAUAUUGAGGGAAAGGCUUGAAAGCAUCACUCAAAAAUAAAAUGAUCAAAGAGAGACAAUUUUUAUAUAUCCAAUGCUUAUAUAUAUUGUUCUUUCCGCGGUUAAUUUUAAGCUCAUUUGAAACCUUAUAAAACUAUAUGAGAUUAUUGAGGUUGAGGAAUUCAGAUGGUUCUACUUUUUCUUUUCCAUAUAAUGAGUUUAUUUAAAUGUAAUAUACUAUAGUUUGUGGUCAUUUUAAUGUAAUAUACUA